GUCAUACCAAUUGAAAUCGAUAGCUACUACAGAGAGAACGCAUUCGUCUGUAAAAACCCAAAAAGUAAAAACGAAAGUAAAAAAACAACUUCAAAAUGAUGAGCCAAACUUUGACCCUUUGCUGCCUUGCAUUGGUGGCAUGUGUAUACGGAAAUACAGUGUCCACCAACGAUACCGCUUGUCCAACUUUUUGCCCCAGUAUCUACAAGCCAGUAUGCGGAACUGAUGGCCAGAACUUCAAGGAGUUUGCUAGCACCUGCAAUCUUUUGUCCCACAACUGUCGCCGCGAAAGGAAUAGCGUGCAGGCCUAUGCUGCCACCGAUGCCGCCUGGUGCAGCUCCGAGUUCGUCGAGAAUCUGCACGAGAAGUUGGGCAACUUCAAGCUGGAGGUCAAGGAAUGCUUCAAGCCCUGCUCGAUGAUCUACCAGCCGGUGUGCAUUACCAAUGGAAAGUAUCGUGCCGAGUUGGCCAACUCCUGCCUGCUGGAGAACUUCAACUGCGCCCUGCAGGUCUCCGGCGCCCAACCCGCUGAGCUCUUCCGUCUUUUGCGCGAAGAGAAAUGCUAGACGGGAUCGGUCGUAAAGUCGGAACAAUGAACAGGACCAUCUUUUGUUCGUCAAAGUCAUCCUUUUGUCUUCGAUGAAAAUACAACCCUACGAAUUUAUGAGACAUGCGUAAACGACUGGUUAAUUGGGGUGAAGAAAGUGAAAUGGAUUUCAGUUGCUACAAUUCGAUAUGGUCAGCAUUGCAAAUUUGUAAUUAGGAAGAGGUUUAAGAAAUUUUAAUAAUAGUCUUAGACAAAUUUUUUCAUUUGCUCAGCAUAGCUAUUUAUUCUUUGUGGAUCUUAUAACUUUUUUCCUUUCGUUUAUCCAAAUUUUAAUGUUUCCUUAAAAAUAUACUAUAGCUUAACCGCAAAUUUCGCGCUUGUGGUUUUCGGGUUUCCUGUCCCAAAACUCUUUUUUAUGUCCGUUUUUGCAACGUGUCUUGUGGUUGAGUUGAUAAUUAUCGGAUCCAACUUUCCUGAAUGGGGCAAGCUUAUCAGUUCCCCUGAUAGCUUUUUGUUAUUAUUGCCCAAUCGUGGUUACCUCUAGAGUAUGAGCCAAAUUUAAUCAAUGACUUAUUGUGAUAUACCCACAUACAAAAUCCUCCUUCCACUGAAGAGAUCCAUCUUACAGGUCCCAUUGACGUCAGCGCCUAACUGGGGAUAUUAACACAGGAUAUUGUCUGCAAUCAACCUUAAUUCUUUUACAUAUAGUCUGGGAGCAUCGAUGUGACAGUUACCGCAAGAUGAUACCAGUUUGGCAUCUACCACUCCUUUCAUCUCCUUUGAUCGGUUUACCAACCCGUCUGGGCAGACCGCUCAUCUGUCAGGGUUCAUUAGGUUCCACUCAUAACACUGCUUCCGUUAUCCUUUGCUCUGAUCUUCGUUCUUCCGUUAUGCCAGUACUUCAAGAGAUCGGGUUCUUCUUUCUGAUCCCCAAGAGUGAUAAAGCAGAAUAGGUGCUAUUAUCAAUUUUUUAUGUCUGUUAAGUCAUCCUCAAGAUGAUGGAUCUAUAUAGUUUGAAUUGCUUCUCAAGGUGAUAAUACACCAAAGGAAGGUCCAACCUGUUAAUUGCAUUAACAACGAAUCCUACUCACAGCCCUAUUAACCAUAAAACACUAAAAUACACUGGAUUUUAUUAUCAGGCUGCUUCCUCGCAAGCCC
Drosophila melanogaster (fruit fly) is the source of this 1705-nucleotide messenger RNA. RefSeq names its product Kazal-type protease inhibitor m1 (gene Kaz-m1). NCBI's taxonomy places the organism in Eukaryota, Metazoa, Arthropoda, Insecta, Diptera, Drosophilidae. Gene Ontology annotation, molecular function: serine-type endopeptidase inhibitor activity. The record is from RefSeq and is marked reviewed. The transcript is spliced from 2 exons. The coding region runs from base 96 to 566 and encodes 156 amino acids.